Blepharisma stoltei is the source of this 822-nucleotide messenger RNA. The record is from the annotation of a GenBank genome assembly. NCBI's taxonomy places the organism in Eukaryota, Ciliophora, Heterotrichea, Heterotrichida, Blepharismidae.
AUGCAGAGAAGCAAGCCAAAGAGUAUUAGGUUUGAACUUCUAAAGCAAUUUACAAAAACUGGAAACAGAAUAAAAAAAUCUGAGUCAGAAAUUAAAAAACCGGAGAAAAUCCUUAAUAUUUUCUUCAAUAAAUUCUAUAAUCUCGUCAGAUCGUUUUGGAAAAAAUGCAGCAGUCCAGAAUACGAUCGAGUCAAAGACUUGGCUGAGCCAGAAGUGUGGGAUCAGCUAUUUCUUUCCUGCCAUUGGUCAAAGAAGUUUGUCCACAAGGAAGAUAAAAUUUUUUACAACUUGGAUAGCCAUAAAGCCCAAUUUUCAAUCAAGAGUUGUAAUUUUCUAAUGACUCAAUUCCUCUGUUUAUCAACUAUCCUGCAAGAGUAUGGGAAGAUAUUAUCAGAGAAAACAGAGGAAGCUUUGGAGUCAUUAUUUAAUUACAGAUGUCUUAAAACCCAUAAAUCCUCAGGAAAUAGCAAGAAUUUAUGGGUUUUGUUAAUCAUGGACUUGGCUUACAUAGGAAAAGAAGUAGAAAGAAGUCAAAACUUAGAACUUGCUUAUGGAUUUCUAAGUACAAUUUUAGAAGAAAACAGCCAGAAGCAAACUACACAAGAGGAGCAAUGCAUUUCUGAUCAAUACAAGCAAAAUUUAUAUGAGACAUUGUUUGAAUAUGAAAAAAGUUCAUAUGAUCAGGAAUUGCUGUCAACUCUUGACACAUUAGGCGAUAAUGAUGGAAAAUUUCUUGUAAGCAACAUCGAGCCAUUUUGUGAUUUAUCACCACCAGAUUGUCUCGAUAAUUAUGAGUUUGAUAGCGAUUAUUAUCUUUAUUAA